CUUCACUACGUCUACCUUAUCCUCCAGCUCCCGUCUUGUUCAGCCUUUGCGCAAGCUGCUGCAUCAAUUUAGCUCAGGGUCUGAGCUCGUCAACUGCGGUCGUUCCAGCUAACCGUCAAACACACUCGACAACGACUGCCACCAUUGCAGCCAUGGCGGACGUCAAGCCCGAGGAUACCCCUGUGGAGGACCACAACAUCGAGAACAACAGCGUCGGUGAGGAAGACGGCCACGAUGAGGAGGAGAUCUCUGCGAUGAAGAGGCGGGUGGCCGAGAUGGAAGAGGAGGCCGCCAAGUUGCGCGAAAUGCAAGCCAGCCUCGACCAACAGAGUCGGGAACUUUCAGAGAACAAGGAGGACAUCGACAGCCGCAGCAUCUUCGUCGGCAACGUCGACUACUCUGCUUCACCUGAGGAGAUUCAAGCUCACUUCCAGAGCUGUGGCUCCAUCAACCGCGUCACGAUUUUGUUGGACAAGUUCACUGGACAGCCCAAGGGAUACGCCUACGUCGAGUUCACCGAGCCUAGCCUCGUCGCCCAGGCCCUCGUCCUUAAUGAGAGCGUCUUCAAGGGCCGCAACCUCAAAGUCGUCCCCAAACGCACCAACAUUCCGGGUAUGUCUCGCGGUCGUGGUCGCGGCGGAGGCAGAGGAGGUCGCGGCGGCCUCGGCGGCCGUGGCGGUUUCCCGCCUCGUGGCGGCUACCGUGGAGGCUACCGCGGCCGUGGCAGAGGAGGAUUCACCCCUUAUUAGGCAUUAGGCAGAGUGACGCCUCUCGAGGGCUCGCUCGUGUCUAGUAGCCCGGAUUAGUGGGCGUGACGCGAUUCAUUGCUUCGAUUG
Colletotrichum phormii is the source of this 836-nucleotide messenger RNA. RefSeq lists its product as uncharacterized. The record is from RefSeq and is a predicted model, not a curated record. Gene Ontology annotation, cellular component: cytoplasm. Gene Ontology annotation, molecular function: poly(A) binding. The transcript is spliced from 5 exons. NCBI's taxonomy places the organism in Eukaryota, Fungi, Ascomycota, Sordariomycetes, Glomerellales, Glomerellaceae. Bases 153 to 749 code for a protein of 198 amino acids.